Messenger RNA from Bicyclus anynana (squinting bush brown), 1413 nucleotides. RefSeq lists its product as uncharacterized. The transcript is spliced from 2 exons. NCBI's taxonomy places the organism in Eukaryota, Metazoa, Arthropoda, Insecta, Lepidoptera, Nymphalidae. The record is from RefSeq and is a predicted model, not a curated record. Bases 162 to 542 code for a protein of 126 amino acids.
CCUAAAAACAAUAGAUAAAUUGAUCCACUAUAUCUGAACACCUGCGUUAUCUUUAUGAUAAAUAUAAUCAUUACUAAUAUCGCGACUCAGUUUUACGCUGAAAACGGUUCGGUACGGUAAUGAGAGAGUGACUUUGUGUGUUUGAGCUUGGACUCUUCAUUAUGUCGAAACAAAUUCCCGGACCGAGUGCACAUAUUAGUGUAGACAUGGUGCGUGUACCCAAUCGCAAUUUUGGGUACCAAACUAAUAGUCAACAUAUGAACCACGUUGCCAAUGCUCCAAAAAGUGACUUUGCGUACAUCAAUGCAGCUUAUGUAGGGAGCACUAAUAGUGUAAAUGAAAAUAGACUACAACAACCGCCUGUAACUGUGAUACGUGAACAAUACUGGGCGUGCUCAAAAUGGCCAUUCAUGACCAGGAUCUUGGUCAUCGCGGUGGGACUCCUGCUGGGCGCUGUCAUCGGCCUCUCCAUCAUCAUCGCGAUGGAUAGAGAAGACCACCAAAACACCAACAUCUUCAGAACACAGCCGGCGCCUGAUUAAGGCAGAACCUGUAUGAUAUCGUGGUGUGAUAACCUUUGAUGACAAAUGUUUUGUGGACUUAUUGCCACGUGUUAGCUGUAAUUUUUUUGAAUAUGUUUUACUUUUAAUAUAUGUUCUAUUAAGUGUAAUGCUUUCUCUCUGUAGUAUCGUAAGAUAGACGUAAGGUUAGGAUUAUGUUGUAUUGACUAGAAUAAUAAUUAUUAUGAUCUAUAAAUUAUCGCAUUGGCGCACCGUAGUGGGUCUAUUACAGAAAAUAGUAACAAUACUAAUUAAGAAUAAAUGUCAUUUAUUUAUCGUUUCUUAUUUUAUUUCUUAGUUUUAAUUAUCUUAUAUUUUUUUUGCGAAUUUGGCUUGGUUGAAAAUACCUGUCUUGAUUUACUUAUCAAUGAAUUACUAAGAAAAUUCAAUAACUUCUAAGAUCUUAAUUUCUCCUUCUUCUUCCUUCGGCGCUGUAACCCUUUGUGGGUUUUGCCUCCACAACCACUUUUCGUGUUUGUUCUUAUUAUUUAUUUUUGUUUUUUCUUUGUAGGGUUCGUGGUCAAUUUAUUGGAAUUCGCAACCAUAUAAUAAUUUCUUAUUCCAUGUUGAGUGGUUAGUUCAAUAUGGAUUUAGAAAUUAUUUUAAUUUACAGUUAAUAAAGCAGGUUUGCAACAGGCUUUACUCUCUAAACUAAUGAAACCAAAGUAACAAAAGGCACGUUAAAUAAGAGUGUCCAAUAUUAGUUAUAUAACACUUGAACAUUGUACGCUUCAUGGAAACAAUAAAAAUGGUUAUUCCAGAAAUCGCAAAUGAUUAUCGACUCAGAUAACAAUGCAUUGUACAAACAUCGAUAACACUAAUCCGCCAACUAAAUUAGAUUGUCGUGUUUGCA